UAUAUUUGUUUGAAGGACCAGUUGAAAGUAUUAUUUUGGCUUGCAAGGGGUUAAAGCAUGUAGGUUCAUAUUUAAGUAAAAAGAACAUAUGAUUGACAAGUUUGAAAUGUACGUGUGAAAAGUAUUUCUUGAUUGGAAACAGAUAAAUAUUUAUAAAAGACCAGACGGAAAAGAAUUUAUUGAGAUUAACAUUACAGAAUAAAUUGAUGAAGAGGACCAUUGAAAAAAUUCAAAAUCCUUCAAGUCUUAAGCAACACCAAAUUGAGACAGCUGAUCAACUGCCAUAUAUAUUUAAUUAAAGUCUAAAAAAAAUGGAUUUAUUAGCACCUUCUGUGUAGUAUAAAAGAUGGCAUACUGUGAAACAAUAGUCCGUCUGCUGUUGUGCUUGGGAAGAUGAAAUCAGAGGUCAUAUUGAGUACCUUAGCAAGGAAGAAGCUGUAUGUUAAACACCAUUUUACUAAUCAGUUUCAACAGGAAGUGACAUCAUCAAUGAUGAUUGACUCUGGGUCACCUGAUCACAUACAACUUAGCCAUCAAGGAAAUUCUUCACUAUUAAUACAUAAUCAAAGAGAUUUCUCACAAGAAGUUAAUGAGGAAAAAUCGCCUUUGAUCUCCAGCAGUCGUACUCCCAGUCACUCGCCAGAUCGUGUUCAGAUGGUACCAAUAGAAGCUGAGCCCAUGUCACUGGAAGUUUUGAAGGGUUCCAUAACAGAAAUGCGUCCAUCGUUCCAAAGUGUGAUCACUUGUGGACAAGGACUAUGUGGAAACUCUCCACCUUUACAGAAUGGGACUUGUGGAGAAAUGUUUCCACGCACAAGUUUUAUGGGUAGUGUAGGACUUAACUUGUGUACACCAUCCAGCAUGGAUUCCCCAAUUAUCUCCCCUGUUUCAGUUCCUGUGAUGAAUGAUAUUACACAAGAGCAUAAUAUGCAGUGUUCUCCGUCCCCUCCAAGUCAGAAUUCAGAAUCUGGCUCAUUUGCAAGUCCCAAAGAAUUGUCGCCACAGAUAAUGUUUGACUGUCACUGGCUGAAAUGUGAUCAAAGCUUCUCUAAUAUGGACGACUUGGUGACCCAUGUUAAUGACAAUCAUGUCAAGGUUGAGCGACCAGAUGUUGAUUACCAGUGUAAAUGGGAUGGCUGUCCUCGUAAAGGCAAAGGGUUCAAUGCCAGGUAUAAAAUGCUGAUCCACAUCAGAACCCAUACAAACGAGAAACCACACAGCUGUAAACUGUGUGGUAAAUGUUUCUCCCGACUGGAGAACUUAAAAAUACACUACAGAUCACAUACAGGUGAAAAGCCAUAUAUUUGUCCUGUGGAUGGCUGUCAAAAGGCAUACUCUAACUCUAGUGACCGAUUCAAACAUGUGCGAACACAUCAGGAAGAAAAGCCGUACAUCUGCAAAAUGCCAGGAUGUAAUAAACGUUAUACUGAUCCAAGUUCUCUGCGGAAGCAUGUACGGACACAUGGACAUUAUUAUCGUGAGGAAAAUGGGAAACAAAAAUCUAAAGUUUCCAGUACAAUGCCUCAGCAGCAGCCCAUUUUUCCAUCGGUGAAGUUACAGAUCCCAUCAGUGACUCAUUCACCUACUUCGCCCAUCAAUCCUCUAAUGAGCAUGUCCCAGAACAAACUGAUGCCACACAGCAUGCCAACACACAGUCAUCCUCUUCAUAAUAUAUUACAUGCGUCUAACUUUACAUCAAAUCCGAUGUUAUCGUCAACAAUUCUGACACCGUCGUCUGCUACGCAUUCAACUUCUACUCAGACAGAAGGGGUAAUUAUUUCACUGUCUCCAAAUUCACCGCUCAAAAUGGACAUUGGUGGUGAAAAACUUGGCAAUGAAGAGGAUGAUAAGAUCCAAGAUGGGCCUUUGGAUCUGUCGACUAGUCCUUCUGCAGAAUCAGAUAUGUUAGUUGGACAUAGAGAAAGCUCAACAUUCUCGACAGGGAAGUGGGAGUUAAUUAAUUCCUAGCAUGAAGACUCAAAUUAUUUUAUUAUAGAUUUAUUUGUCUUUUAAGUUUCGUUUAUAAAGUUAAAAGGAUAAAAUUUUCAAAUUGAGAAUUGAAAGUGCUAUAGAUAUUCUAUUUUCUUAUUUAUAUUUUGUUAUUCUCAAUAUUUGAGAAUGCAUUUAUUUGAAAUUUGUUGUCUUUGUAUCUUGACUAAUAAAAACAAUUAUUAGAAGAAGUUAAGAAUUUGAAUAGAAUUUAUUUAGAUUUCAAAUUUUUUGGGGGAAAGUCUUCUUAUUUAAACUAUUUACUUAUAAGGUAGAUUUUUAAUCACAAAAUCGGUACAUGUUUGCACAUAUUUUCAUUCAGAUUGUAAAUUUAUUUCUAAGUUUUGAAUUUAGAAUUAUGUUCAUUUGAUUUUUAGCUCAAUUUGCUUGGUAAUGAUAUAUUAGGUGCAUUGAAUUGUAAUGUAAUGAAAAAAAAAUUCAUGCAUUGUAUAAUUAAUGAGGAAUACCUGAGUUAAGGGAGCUAGCCCUUAUAAAAUCAGUAAUGAUAGAAAGAUUUGUCAAUGCUUUUGAAGCAUUUAUGUGAAACAGAAUUAAAAUAAUCUGUGUUACUUAGAAGCUUAAAAUUUUAUUUUGAAAAGGAAUGACGUAAACGUACCAUUGAUUAUUAAGAGUUGUGUCCCUUAACUUAGAUUUACGUCCUUAAAUCAUAAAUUUAGAACUGCUAAAAGAUUAUAUUGCAUAAUAUUGAAAAUGAGUUUUAAAAAAGAUUGAGAAUAAAUGGCAAUUUGUCAGGACACUGUAAUUUCACUCUUCCAUUGCUGGUAAAGCCAACAAAGAUUAGUUGUGUUUCCUGCCUCCCUUCCUCCCGUUAAUUUUCAUGCUUGCGCUUAAUAUUUUAUGGACAUUUUUGGUUAAUCAACAUUAAAGUAAACUAGUAUAUAUAUUUUUUUUUGCUCAAUAUAAAAUUUCUGUCAAAUUUUAACAUGAGACAGUGAAUUCCUUAUGUUGAUAAUAUGUGGAUAAGCAAUUCAUGUAUUAUCUGGGAAUGUGCAUUUGGACAUAAAUUAUAAACCCUGUUUGACCUAUGUUAGAUUUAUUGGUUUAUUUAUAUACUCAUAUUUGAAAUAAUUUUUAUGUUGUCUCCUUAGAUUUUGUUUGUAGCUCAGUGUUGAUUAUUCUAAUUUUUAUUGUUAGGGCAGAACAAUCUUUACUGAUACUUAAACAAAGAAAAUCGUUUGAAUACUAAAAAAAACAACUGAUUUUGUCUUUGAAAUUCAACUGCAUGAUUGUCAACUUCAAUCUUUUGAAACCCAAAAGUCCAACCAAAUCUUUUGAAAAGCUAACAUAUGCUAGGAACAAUUUAACACACAUUUUAGAUCAAUUGUGGCAAUUAUCACAUGUGUCUUUUUAUGAAGGAGUAUAUCCUUUUACUCUGCAAAUAUGCAUUAUUCUCCUUUUAACAAAUGAGCUGCGUCUGAUAGAAAUCAACCUUAUGCAAAUGAAAAUCAAUGAAUCUGUUAACCUAUUUUGGGUUGGAAAAAAUUUCUAUGGAAAGUCUUAACGGUUUGAAAAUUGAGCUGUUAUAAGAAAAUCUACAAAACAGACAGAAAUUCAUCUUUUACUUUGUAUUUGAAUGUUCCAAAAUCAAUCAAAGUCUUAUACAUAAACAUGUAUACGUGCACUUGCAUAAGGUCUAUUUCUAUCUGACGCAGCUCACAUAUAUAAGAUCAAUUGGCAAUUAUCACAUUUGUCUUAUUAUGAAGGAGUGUAACCUUUUACUAUGAAAAGAUGUAUCAUUCUCCUUUGUGCUGAACCUAUAUAAUCAUCAAUUUGGGUUGGGGCAAGGACUUUUAUGUUUUUAUUAUUAACAUCUCUGUAUUUCUGCAUCAGCUGUUAGCUUUGUCUCAGAUGUGGCUUUCAGUCAUACCUGUCAACUAUUUGGAGCUUCAUAGUUGGAGAUCUCCGUCUUUCCAGAAUCCUUAAAUUUAUUAGAAAAACAAAACACAAAUGAGCUUAUUUUGUGUCCGAUGAUUUUACUGCCUUGACACAAACCUCUGUGAUAUUUGUUAUUGUUAGAUAUGGUACAGCUGUUUUGUUUGAUUCUUUUUGUUUUAAAAAAGUAGUUACAUGUUGUAAUUUUCAUGCAUCCACAAACAUUUGAUUGCUAUCAAACUUUUAUGAAUAAUAGUAUUUUUUUUAUUAUGCUGCCCUCUGUAGUAGAGAGGCAUAAUGCUUUCUGGUCUGUGUGUCCGUUCAUCGGUCAGAUAAAGUUUGAGUUUAAGAUAGUUUACAAUGAACUUGAAACUAAGUACCUAUGCUUUUUAUUAAUGGAUAAUCUGCUUGCAAAAUAUUGAAAUAGGACAUUUAGCUUAUAACAUUAAUGAAAACAAUUAUGCAUAAUGUAAAUUGAACAAGAUUCACAGUAAAAAAGCAGACAUUGAAUAGGGAUUUUUGAAACUCAGUUCUGAUGUUUAAUGUAUAUUUUUCAUAGAUGAUGUUCUUGAAAGAAAAUUUUAUGGGAAGUCAGCAUUUUUAAAAUGAGUAAUUGUAUAUGAAACAUAUACAGCAGUUUUCAAGUGUAAAAAGAUUUAUGUAAUAAGAUACUUUAAAACAAUUUAAAUUUGAUUUAUGAGCUCAAGUACAAUUGAGAAUUUUUGUUUAUGGAAAAUGUUAUAACUUUGAAUUGCAAUCUUUAAAUCUUCAUUAUUUUUAGGGCCACAUUGUGGUAUUCAUAUUUGAAUGCAAAUAUAUCACUGUAAAAAACAAAUUUAAAUUCAGAAAUUAUUUUUAUUUAUGCAAAGAAUAGGACAGUAGCAGGUUUGCAAAAUUAAAAACUCACAUUCAUGAUUUCAGUACUGAUUAAUCUUCAUACAAUUUCUGCAAUCACAUUUAUUUGAUAAAUUUUUCUGAAUUUAUAGUAUUUAUUUUUAGAGCAAAUGAAAACACAAAAUUAACAGGAUCAUUUUUUAGGGAUUUAUUUUGUGAAAGCAAAACUUGAUAUAAAAAAAAAUCAAUGUAACAGGUAAUGUAACAAGUAAGGAACUAUCUUUUUGUCAUUUGCAUAAAUUGUUCUAUUCAUAACUUUUACAUUGUACAGAUAACAAAUUAUUUAACUCCAGGGGUUGUUCCCCCUGUCAGGUAGUGCUAGAUCACAUUUAUAAAUGGUGCUCAUUAUGAAAUGCAUUUGAAGCUCACAUGUUUAUUUAUUGGUGCCUCUUGUUUAUAGAUUUGUUCACAGCAUGCAUGACACAUCAUACAGAAAUAUUAUUCAGUCUGCAUAUAGUUCAUGGUAUUACAAUUUUUUAUUUUCAUUCUUCAUUCAGUUUUAUGAUAGGGUAUGAAAACCACUUUCUUCUUCCACAUUUUAAUACGCCCGUCAAAAUUUUGACGGGACGUAUUAUGGUAUACAAAUGUUGUCUGUCUGUCCGGCGUAAACAUGUUGCACCGUAACUUGAGAAUGACUUAUCCAAAUUUCAUGAAACUUAACAUAAUUGUGUCUAAUGAUGGUCAAACGAUCUGUAUAUUUUUUGGUGAAAAUAAGAUUAAAACUUUUUGAGUUACGGGACUUAGUAACUAAAACAGGUGUGUGUUUUUUUUUUUGCACAUGUCGCGCCAUAUCUCAAAAACAAUUUAUGAUUAUUGCUUAAAACUUGACAAACUUCUUAGUUAUAUUGAUCUUCAGAUCUGUAUACUUUUUGGUGAUGAUUCAGAGUUUAAUUUUUGAGUUAUUGAGUAUUUUGUAAAAGAAGGGGGAGGGGUUUUUCACAUGUCGUGCUGUAUCUUAAAAACGAUUUAUGAUUAAUUGCUUAAAAUUUUACACACUUCUCAGUUAUACUAAUCAAAAGAUAUGUAUACUUUUUGGUUUUGAUUCAAAAUUUUAUUUUAGAGAUAUUGAGUUUUUUGUAAAAAAAAAGGGGGGUUUUCGCAUGUCGCGCCGUAUGUCAGAUACUAUUUAUGAUUAUUCCAUAAAAAUUCGCACACAAGACGCUCAUGGCGCAGCUGUUUAUUACAAUUCAUGAUGGGGAUUUCAUCAUGAUUGGGUCUUUAAAAGAAUCAAAUUUGUUGGAAGAUAUGAUUGGGAUUUUUAAUAGACAGGACAGUAGCCGUUUUUUUGUGAGAAAGUGUUAGGACAAAAACUUCUAUUUAAAAAAAAAACAAAUCCAGACUGGUCAAUUUUUUUUUAAAUUAUAAAAAAAUCUUGAAAAUCAUUUAAACUGCAUUUUCUUAUUUAUCACUUUGAAAAUGAAAAGUUGAUAAGAACAAAUUGAAUACUUAAUUUGUUUCAAUCAAGUCUUUAACACAAACAUAUAUGAUUUUCAUUCAAUUAUCAAGUUCGAAGUGUUCAUUCUCAUAUCCCUUAUAUAAAUGCUAUGCUAAAUUACGGGAUUUGUACAGAUAAACUAGUCUACUGAAAGAAACGCAUUUACAUAAAUUGUUUAUGUUAGUUUGAAUGAAUCAUGUUUGGUGUCAUAUUCUAUUAACAAGUUCAAAGUUUGCUUUGUCACACAUCAUCAAAAUAGGAUUCUUUAAAAGGUGUCAAUUCUAACAGAAAUAUUAUAUAAGUGAUGUUCAUUCACAUAUUUUUUUAAGAAUUAGUCAUUUUAGGUAGCUUAUGCAUUCCAUUUUGGAGAAACAAACACAGUUUUGAAAAUAAUUGGUUAAUUUUUACAGGAAAAAGAAGAACAAGAAUAUAAUACUGAAGAUAAAUGUACCAUCUCCUUUUAAACUUAUACAUAAGAAGUCUCAAGAAAGUUAUGUAAUUAGAUGGUCAUUUUAACAGUUGCACCUUGUUUAUGUAUUUAAAAAAUAUAACCAAAAUAUAAAAAGUUUCAUAUUGUGUUUCAAAGACUUUCAGAAUUGUAGUUUUGAGUAUUGCCAUAAUCUAAAUAAAUUGAUUCCAUAGAUAUAAAAACCGAGGACUCACAUUUCGGUGCCUAUAUUUUCUUUGAAUCAGAUAUAUGAAAUAAUAGAUCAAGUGUAAAAAAAAUUUCUACUUAAAGAUGAUAUGACAUGAAGGGACGGAAUUACUUUUGAUUUUUACCUUUCUCUUUUUUUUUAAAUUUUGGUCAAUAAUUCCUGUUAAAAUUAAUGCUAUAUAAUUUAUCAAAUUUGUUUGAGUUUGUUUAAUAUAUGUUAAGAAUUUCUGAAGGAUAAAAACACUAGGAAAACAUGUAGUAUCACCCUUUCAAAUCAAAUGCUAAGAUGUAAAAAUAAAAAAAAAUAUUCCCUCUUUGUAAUUUAAUGAAACAGUCUCUCCAUCCUCUUAAAUACAAUCUUGACCAAUCAGAAUCUCUAAGAUGACAUCUGUACCAAUCAGAAUCUCCUUAACUACACCUGGACCAAGCAGAUCCUCUAAAACAGUGUUGUUUCCGAUAAUGCAUCACCAAUUCUGACUGUCAAAAAUAUUGAAGGUUUUAAAUAUUUCAAACAAAAAAUUCAAGCCUCGCAUGAUUAAAUAAUUGUCAAGGGAAAUGAAAGACCGAUAGUAAAAUAAUUAUAUGCUUGAUUUUUAUUGAUUUGCUCAACAUCACUGCAACUAUCUGAAGACAAAUGGUCUGUCAUUUAAAAAAGUAUGUAUAAUUGAACAGGAUAGAGUAAAAUGUUCUUUCUUAACUGUGAGCUCAAUUUCAUAAAAUUCUUUUCAGAUCUGUUACAUAUUGGUUGUGUAAUACUUUUGUAAGAUUUAUUUAUUAAUAAAAAUGCUCAGCAUA
Mytilus californianus (California mussel) is the source of this 7661-nucleotide messenger RNA. RefSeq names its product zinc finger protein GLIS2-like. Lineage: Eukaryota; Metazoa; Mollusca; Bivalvia; Mytilida; Mytilidae. Gene Ontology annotation, molecular function: DNA-binding transcription factor activity, RNA polymerase II-specific; RNA polymerase II cis-regulatory region sequence-specific DNA binding. Gene Ontology annotation, cellular component: nucleus. The transcript is spliced from 9 exons. The coding region runs from base 394 to 1968 and encodes 524 amino acids. Gene Ontology annotation, biological process: regulation of transcription by RNA polymerase II; smoothened signaling pathway. The record is from RefSeq and is a predicted model, not a curated record.